Molecule: messenger RNA, 4699 nt
Organism: Etheostoma spectabile (orangethroat darter)
Lineage: Eukaryota; Metazoa; Chordata; Actinopteri; Perciformes; Percidae
Gene: nlk2
Product: nemo-like kinase, type 2
Exons: 12
Coding region: 1168-2721 (517 amino acids)
Biological process (GO): protein phosphorylation
Molecular function (GO): ATP binding; MAP kinase activity
Source: RefSeq, a predicted model, not a curated record
GCGAUUGGUUGAAACUCGUGCACAAUCUCGCUGCCGUAGAGCUAAGGUUGUGUUCACCAUGUUGGAUCAACUGUACAUUUUACUUACGACAAAUACUUUUAUAAUGUCAGUGGCAACGGAGCGGCGUUGGCCCAAAGUGUAGAGCCUAAAGCAAGUGGCUCCCUCUUUUCCAGCGAACAGAAGGGCUCACCGACACGGACGGAAGGACUAACCUUAACGUUAGGCUACUUGUGUAAUUUGGGGGCACGAACUCCUAGCCUUAAAAUGUCAGGUUAAACAUUAAUAAUGUCUUCUUUGUAGCCCAAUGGCAGCUGGAUAUUCUCUCCUUUAUUUUUUUUAAAAAAACAACUUGGUUUUGUUAUUGUCUUACUGGAUGUGUGCUGAUUCACCCGCGAGACGACAGUGUGAAACAAGGCAGUCGAUGGGGGAAAUAAAUUUCCUGACAGCGAGGAUUUCUCUCGUUUUUUUGAGUCAUGUUCGAAGCUCUGUCAGUAUGAUGGGGAUUUCUUUCCAUGGACGCGGCUCGUUGGAUUGUAUUAACAUGUGAGUAGAGUGGAGAGUCUGGGCCUUCCUGCGUGCGCUGUUCUAUUGUGGCCUGGGCUUGGAUACAGCUCCUGUGCACCGGAUCAGCAGAGUUAAUUACGGUUUGGAGAUUAUCCCUGUCUGGCCUGCGCACACAUCAGGAGGAGAUUUCAGUUUGGCGUAAUAGAUACAAUUUCCAAGCUGUGUGGAGUCCCUGUGGUAGCUCUGGACCAGAGCAUGUCCAGAUUUUAAAGAUGAAUGCGCUGCUUCCCAUGCUUUAGAUCACACUGUUCCAUCAAACGGGGAAGCUGAAUUUCAUCAGGACUCAGGAGGGAGGGGCACCACCUCUUAUCAUGAGGGAAAUCUAGGGCCAGUGACUUUUCCUUGUUAUUGAGGGGGUGCUGUUUAUUUUCUUUUCAAUUUUUUGGGGAAUUAUCAUGAGUGGCACUGUUAGGGCUGCACAGAUGUUAAGACUUGCAUGGCCAAUGCUGUACAUGCUCUAUAUGUUUUCCUUUAUAAGCCCCAGCUUACAUUAGCCUAAUGGUGUGCAAGCAAGAACAUUAGUUUAUAAGAAGUGGGUCAGAUCCUUGUUGCUAUUAUGAUAUGGGAAGCAGAUUCUGAAAGGAGGCAUUUCAGCAUCAUUGAAUGGCUAUUUGCGGCACAACAGCUACAAAUGUUACAAAAAUGAUGGCUGCUUACAACGGUGGCUCCUCAACAGUGGCUGCCCAUCAUCCGCAUCACCACCACCAGCUCCAGCACCUUCCGCCUCCCCACAUUCACCACCACGCGGGCCAGCAUCACUUGCAGCACCCAGGCUCCGCAGCCGCCGUGCACACGGUCCAGCAGCACACCUCCACAGCUGCCGCAGCGGCGGUGAUGCUCAACCCCGGCCCACAGCAGCCAUACUUCCCCUCUCCUGCCCCCGGACAAGCCCCCGGGCCGGCGGCUGCCGCGGCUCCUGCCCAGGUUCAAGCCAAAGCUCACCAUCAGCAACAACACACGCACAACCUACAGCAGCAACUGGAUAUAGAGCCUGACAGGCCCAUCGGCUAUGGGGCGUUUGGGGUUGUCUGGUCAGUGACAGACCCCAGAGAUGGAAAGCGAGUUGCCCUAAAAAAAAUGCCCAAUGUCUUCCAAAACCUUGUUUCUUGCAAGAGGGUAUUUCGUGAGCUCAAGAUGCUAUGCUUCUUCAAACAUGAAAAUGUCCUCUCUGCCCUGGACAUACUACAACCUCCACACAUUGAAUUCUUUGAAGAAAUCUAUGUCGUGACUGAACUGAUGCAAAGUGACCUCCAUAAGAUCAUUGUAUCACCACAGCCUCUGAGCUCAGACCACGCCAAAGUUUUUCUUUAUCAGAUUCUACGAGGACUUAAAUACCUUCAUUCUGCUGGCAUUCUGCACCGAGACAUCAAGCCUGGCAACCUCCUGGUCAACAGCAACUGUGUGCUCAAGAUCUGUGAUUUUGGCCUGGCUCGAGUGGAGGAGUUAGACGAGUCACGACACAUGACUCAGGAAGUGGUUACACAGUAUUACCGAGCUCCUGAGAUCCUCAUGGGGAGUCGCCAUUACUCCAACUCCAUCGAUAUCUGGUCUGUGGGCUGCAUCUUUGCUGAACUGCUGGGGCGGCGCAUCCUGUUCCAAGCUCAGAGUCCCAUUCAGCAGCUGGAUUUAAUCACUGACCUGUUGGGGAUUCCCUCUAUGGAAGCGAUGAGGACGGCGUGUGAAGGCGCUCGUACACACAUUCUCAGAGGACCUCAAAAGCAGCCAUCUCUUCCUGUUCUCUACACACUAUCUAGCCAAGCAACCCAUGAAGCUGUCCACCUCCUCUGUAGGAUGCUGGUAUUUGAUCCGUCAAAGAGGAUUUCAGCAAAGGAUGCCCUGGCUCACCCUUACCUGGACGAGGGUCGACUGCGCUACCAUACAUGCAUGUGCAAAUGCUGCUACACCACAUCCUCUGGCCGUGUUUACACCAGUGACUUUGAGCCUGUCACUAAUCCCAAGUUUGAUGAUGGCUUUGAGAAGAAUCUGAGCUCUGUGAGACAGGUUAAAGAGAUUAUCCAUCAGUUCAUUUUGGAACAGCAAAAGGGGAGUCGAGUGCCACUCUGCAUUAACCCUCAAUCAGCUGCUUUUAAAAGCUUUAUCAGUUCCACAGUGGCUCAGCCCUCUGAAAUGCCUCCAUCUCCACUGGUGUGGGAAUAGCUGCUUCCGUGUCAUAAUUUUUCCCAACUGACAAGCUGCUAAACUGGGAACAAGAACACAUCUCAACGUCUUCUAUCGUAGCAUUUCGCUGGAGAGCAGGACUCACAGGUUUGCUGUGUGUAUGCUGAAAUAUGAAACAAAUGAAGAGAAAUCCACUGAUAAUUGCUUUAUUGGGGUGUUUUGCAAAUUAAUGGGACAAAUGCUCUGGAUACCAAAUCAGAAUGUUUUAAACAAACUCAUCUGGUUACUUCCAGGCAGAUACAAUUUAAUAGUUUGUACAUUUGUUUUGCUAAAUAGAUUAAUAUAAAUUUUAAAAAGAUGUCUAUUUUAACAUAUCUGUAAUCACAAAUGGAUUAAUUUCCCAUGCAAUCAAGCUAUUCUGCAUUAUUAUGCCCUGCUUCACCUCUGCACUGAUAAAUUAAAUCAGACAAUCGAUUGGAAUUGAUCUGAAAGCUGAACGUUCCCCAUAUUUUUUGUGAUGGACAAAAUAAGCCUCACAAAGCUUCUUGAACCAUUUUAUAUAUUAUCUGAGGCCGCUAGAUGACACUAUUGGUUUAAAGAUAAAGGCUCAAGGUCUUUAUGCAAGUUAGUGUUAUUUCAAUUUUGCAAAUUUCAAUUUGCCAAAGAUCAGGAGCCUCAUGUAUAAAUUAUACAAACAUUUCAAUGUUGUGGGCAGAUUUGCAAGGUGUGAGAUUCAUAAAAUGCUAUCCGUAAGCACAUAUUUUAAAUUAUACAUAUUCAUGUGUCUGGAUGGACAGACACAUUUCAGAGAUUCAGUGUGUUUGACACAUACUAGUUUGUAUGUCUUUUGAUAAGGCAAAGGUGUUGCUACUUGCCUUACUUGAAGCGGCAGCCUGCCAUCUUAGCCUCCACCUGGCUGAAUCACACUGCCCCAAACUGUUCUCUAUCCAGACACUUGUGUGUCUUUUUGUCAUGACAUUAAGUCACAAGAAUUGUCAGCUACAGUUCGCCUCCACUUCUGAUUUAGGAAAGGUUCAGAGACUAUAAGAUGGUCCAACACUUUGUUCGAAUCACUUAGUUUAGUGUUAGUUGUUGAGUGUUAGCAAACACUCAUCACAUUAGCCAUUAGAACUUUAGAAGGGGUAAAGAAGUCAAGGCUGUGUGUCACACUGUGGCACAUACCCACUUGAAGGUCAUUCUUUCUUCUUUAUUUUCAUAGUUUGUCAUCUAUUCAUAGUAGUAUGCUUCCAUGUCACAGUCUGCAAAGCUUUUGUCAUUUACUUAUAAGGCCAUAACAUGGCACUUUUGUCUAUUUAUAUUAAAUAUAUUGGAGGGAAAUUAAUAGAAUUUAACUAAUUUGCAACCUUGGACGUAGCAACUAUUCACGGUUGUUACCAAAGAAGGUGACAAAUCAACAAGUGUUUUUUUAAUCUUAAAAUAAGGACAUGCGUACAGGAAUGUAAUUAUAGUUCAGACAUAUGUGAAGUUUUACAUAUAUGUAUAAUACACACGUAUUAGAACAAGUAAAUGUAUGCAUGUAUAUGCUAUUUUGAUGAUUGUAUGCAGACAUUUAUAUAUUAGGCCCCUCAAUAUUUAUUUAUAAAUAUUGUUUGUAAUAUUAAGUUGAACCUGUCCCAAUAUUUAAAUCUGUCAGUCAGUCAUUGUGCAAAGGGUCAGGUAUACCCCUAAUAGGUUAGGUUUUUAGAUAAAUUGUUUUGUUGUUGAGAUAAUUCGGUCUUGAAGUUGAGGGUUUAAAUGUACACUUGCAAGUUACAAGAAGAACAUUUGAUUAUUUCUGUGAAUAGGAAAUAAGUUUAAAAGGAAUCAGAUUAAAAACUAUUCUUAUACGCCCUGCCAACAAGAUGACACAAACAAUCUGACUUCGGAAAGCUGUACUGUACUGACAAAGGGAAAAGGAGCAUAACAGGAAAUUACUACUCCACUACUACUUCUGCCCCCUAAUUUGACCUACCAUAUUACUUGUACUGCUAAUAUUCAGUUCAAUACUAGUGUAUGG